Oppiella nova is the source of this 399-nucleotide messenger RNA. NCBI's taxonomy places the organism in Eukaryota, Metazoa, Arthropoda, Arachnida, Sarcoptiformes, Oppiidae. The record is from the annotation of a GenBank genome assembly.
AUGCAACUCCAUUACGAGCCCUCCAUCAAGAGCUUCAUGUGCAGAGAUGUACCCUAUAUUGAUUUGUGCGAUUUGUCAGAAGUAAGGAAGGGUUGGGAAUCGGAUCGCUUUAAUGUAAUCGACGCCAAGUUUCGACGCAAACUUCACGCCUCGAUUGGACCCAAGAAUUUGCCGCAACUCGAAGAGGAGAACUGCUUCUCUCUUGUGUUCGACAACGGCAUGAAAACCGAAGACUUAGUGGCGCCUAAUCCUGAGAUAAGGGACACUUGGGUUAAAGGACUUAGUUUCUUAAUCGCUAGUUAUAAGGAUCAACUGGUCAAUGAUGAGCAAACAGUUUGGCUUAAUAAGCAGUUCCGAGAGGCCGACAAGAAUAAUAACAAGAGCUUAAGUUUUGAUGAA